Oryzias melastigma (Indian medaka) is the source of this 659-nucleotide messenger RNA. Its product is annotated as iroquois-class homeodomain protein irx-3. Lineage: Eukaryota; Metazoa; Chordata; Actinopteri; Beloniformes; Adrianichthyidae. Gene Ontology annotation, cellular component: membrane; nucleus. Gene Ontology annotation, biological process: transmembrane transport; cell development; neuron differentiation. The record is from RefSeq and is a predicted model, not a curated record. Gene Ontology annotation, molecular function: DNA-binding transcription factor activity, RNA polymerase II-specific; transmembrane transporter activity; RNA polymerase II cis-regulatory region sequence-specific DNA binding.
CUUCCAGGAGAGGACGGGCAGCUGGUCUGCAGACGCGCAGCUCUAUGCGCUCCGACAACAGCGCCUGAGAAAAUAAAAAGGGGGAGAAAGUGCGCAAGUUAAGUGGCUUCCACUCUCCGGGCUCCAGCAUGGCGUAUCCUCAGGGUUACUUGUACCAGCCGUCCGCUUCUUUAGCCCUGUACUCAUGCCCUGCGUACAGCACCAGCGUCAUAUCGGGACCUAGAACUGAGGAACUUGGGAGAUCCUCCUCGGGAUCUGCGUUCGCGCCCUAUGCCGGAUCUACUGCGUUCAGCAGCGCCUCGCCAGGCUACAACUCCCACUUACCGUACAGCGCGGACGCGGCGGCAGCUGCCACAUUCACCUCGUACGUGAGCUCUCCAUAUGACCACACCACUGGCAUGGCCGGUUCCAUAGGAUACCAUCCUUACGCAGCACCUUUGGGCACCUACCCCUAUGGGGACCCCGCUUACCGCAAAAACGCCACCCGGGACGCCACCGCCACCCUCAAGGCCUGGCUCAACGAGCACCGCAAGAACCCCUACCCCACCAAGGGCGAGAAGAUCAUGCUGGCCAUCAUCACCAAGAUGACCCUCACCCAGGUGUCCACCUGGUUCGCCAACGCGCGGAGGAGGCUAAAGAAGGAGAACAAGAUGACCUGG